Molecule: messenger RNA, 1224 nt
Organism: Penicillium atrosanguineum
Lineage: Eukaryota; Fungi; Ascomycota; Eurotiomycetes; Eurotiales; Aspergillaceae
Product: bZIP transcription factor
Exons: 3
Coding region: 1-1224 (407 amino acids)
Biological process (GO): regulation of DNA-templated transcription
Molecular function (GO): DNA-binding transcription factor activity
Source: RefSeq, a predicted model, not a curated record
AUGGCUGAAGUGAUGGCGGAAACGAAGCCUACUAUUCCGGGGCCCCGCAAGCGCGGCCGUCCCCGAACCGUGACAGACGACCAGGACGUGCCAGAGAGACGUCGCAAGCAGCUCCGUGUCGCACAGCAAGCUUAUCGCCGACGUAAAGAAAACACUAUCAAUGAUCUACAGACCCGUGUGCAGGAGAUGGAAGAGGGCAUCGAGGAGAUCAGCCAGUGCUUCCUGUCGUUCAGCAACCUGCUCAUCCAAGAGGACUUACUUGCGCGAUACCCGCGUAUCGCGUCCGCACUUCAAAACAUCACUCGGCAGUGUGUAGCACUCGCAAAACAGGGAUGUGAUGAAGACGAGAACCCCGCCCCAGUCGAACCUACAUCUACUCCGAACAGCGACAGCCGCAAGAAGAGCGCUCCUCAAAAUAAUAAUUUCAGCUUUGACUUGGAUGCCCUGGAACCAGUUAACCUGUCUCUUCCGGACGAGUCCUUGCGAUUCCCAUUUAACACACGCCAAUGGCCCGUGGCGCAACCUCUUACGCCGCCCUAUCAAGAACAAGCCAUACUUCCAUUCGGAGUGGUAUUGUCAUCACCUCCCAUGUCAUUGUCUCCUCCAGUACAACAAUUGCCGAGCCCCCCGCCAACUAUAUCCCCAGCCAGCCUCGUCAAAGAAGAGCGAUGGACCCUUUCACAGCGCAUUGUACGAGAGUGCUGCGAAAACGGAUACCGGCUAUUAGUAGACCAACCGGACAACGAAGCAAAGAUCCAAGAGAUUUUUGGCAAACCACUGACACUAUCUGAGCGCGAUCGUCUGAUAUCGGCGUUCUACAUGGCCAUGAACGACGAUGUGAUUGAGGCGAUUGAGCUCAAGACCAAGGUGCUCAAUCCGUUAUAUAACAAACGCGAGGAUUUCUCUCCAGAUAUGCUUUCGCGGUCUUCAAGAACUUGGCAACUUGUUCUUGAAUCCGGACCUGAUGAAUGGUUGGAUGCAAGUGGCGUGCAGAGGUAUCUGCAGCAAAGAGGGAUUCACAUCGACAGCAGCUCCCGACAUUCUCCCCCGCGUAUUGAGGCGCCAUCAGAAUUCAAUCUUUCGACUUUCUUAAAAAUUUUAUCUCUCGAUUGCAUCUGUGUCGGCCCUGGACCGGCAUUCCGCAAGGCAGGUGUCGAGCAAGCAUUACAGUUGGCCACAUCGCAUAAUCCAUGGGACUUCAUGUAUCCCAAGUUUAUGACUUGA